AUGAGUUGGUUUUUCACGAAGUUGAGAGAAGUAAUUGGGGAUGUCGAAAACCUUGCAUUCGUAACCGAUCGAGGGCAGUCAAUAAUAAAUGGUAUCACCGAAGUCUUCCCCGAGGCACAUCAUAGUUAUUGUAUGUAUCAUAUACAGGGAAAUCUGAAGACCAAGUAUCGAGGCAAGGGCAUUGUUGCGUUGUUUAGUAGAGCUGCAGAGGCUUACAGUUUUGAAGAGUUUGAAAAGUUUAUAGUCGAAAUAGACAAGUCGCUUAACGCUUUAUUCAAGACAGAUCGAAAGUUACCAAUUCUCUCAAUGAUUGAGAACAUUCAUGACAAGUUACAACAGUUGUUUCAUGAUCGAUGUGAGGAGUCACAGAGUUGUACAAGUGUGCUAACCCCGGUUCAGGAAGAUAAACUCUUCAAAACUCUAGAUGUGGCGAGAUAUGUAUAUGUAGAACCACUUGAUCAAUUUCACUUCUCCGUGAGAUGUGCACUGACAAUGGCUAUGCAUAGAGGAUUUCCACCACACACCUUAUGCAGUGCGUAUUAUAUGAUUGAUUAUUGGAGAGCAGCGUAUGCGGAGACAAUAUUUCCUGUACCAAACGAAGUCGAGUGGGAAGUUCCCGACCACAUUCUCCCACUGAAUAACUUGUUGCCACCAGCAGUCGGACCACGUAAUUCUGGACGUACACGUACGUCUAGAAUACCAUCUACUGGAGAGUUUCCCCAACCUCGUAAGUGCGGUGCAACAUGGCAUACUAGAAGAUAUUGUACAAGUCAGAUUCCUCUGCAUGACAAUGUAACAGAUGUAUAA
Messenger RNA from Olea europaea var. sylvestris, 807 nucleotides. RefSeq lists its product as uncharacterized. Bases 1 to 807 code for a protein of 268 amino acids. The record is from RefSeq and is a predicted model, not a curated record. The transcript is spliced from 3 exons. Lineage: Eukaryota; Viridiplantae; Streptophyta; Magnoliopsida; Lamiales; Oleaceae.